AGUUCGUCUACUCGUAGCCAAAGGUCUGGUUGUGAGAGCUGUUGUUCUGAAAAAGUAAAAUCGAAAAGGAUGUCUCAUUAUGUGUAAAACCAGUAAGUCGUAACUAUAAUUAUAUAAAGCUCGUUGAAAAACAAUUAAUUUGAAUCGACGGAUUCCCCCCCCCCCCCGAUCUCUGUGUGCUACAUGGAACGAUAAUUUCAUCGACAAAAAAUAAGGCAAUUAACUAGCGUGACAGGGUUUUCCACAAGCAAUGUCCUUGGCAAUUGUCAGUCUGAUUCUGAUACGAGCACUAAUUUCCGUGGACCUUAUCGGCAAACACCAACACGUUAGUAGCUGUCGAACUAAUCGGCGAUGUUUCACCCGCCCCGUCGAAGAGUUUUACUUUUUAUCAUCAUUGGGUUUGGCUGCUGCAUCAUCUUGUUCAUGAACCAAUUACUUUACACACAACAAUCCCAGUCAAUUACAAACAUCAAAGAGUACACCAAUGGAAUAAUUAUUGAAGACGAAAAUAACGAUCUCUACUCAAAGGUGCGCGUGUUGUGCUGGGUUAUGACGUCACCCGACAAUCACAAAACAAAAGCGUUAGCAGUCAAAGAAACGUGGGGUAAACGCUGCAACAUUUUGCUGUUUAUGAGUUCCGCAGAAGAUUCAACAUUACCAACUGUGAAUCUGCCCGUGCGUGAGGGCCGAAACGGACUUUGGGGUAAAACACGGGAGGCAUUUCGUUACGCAUGGAACAAUUACAGAGAUCAAGCAGACUGGUUUUUGAAGGCUGACGAUGACACUUAUGUUAUUGUUGAGAAUUUGCGAUAUUUCCUAUCAGCCUUUAACACAUCGACACCGUUGUGGUUCGGCCACAAGUAUAAGGUAAUUGUUAAAUCAGGAUAUUUCAGCGGUGGAGCUGGUUAUGCGUUAAGUAAAGAAGCGACCAGGAGGUUCGUCGAAGAAGGUUAUUUUAACGCACUCAAAUGUCGACACGAUCACGAAGGGGCGGAAGAUGCAGAAAUGGGAAAAUGCAUGGAAAAUCUCAACGUCUCGACAAUGGACACGCGGGACUCUAAAGGAAGGGGCCGAUUCUUCCCCUUCGUUCCAGAGCAACAUUACUUUCCUGGUAAAAUUACACCAACUUAUUGGUACUGGAAUAAUAUUUAUUAUCCACCCACAAAGGGUAAAGACUGUUGUUCUGACAGUGCCAUAUCCUUCCACUACGUCAAUCCUCAAUUGAUGCACAUAUUCGACUAUUUGAUUUAUCAACUUCGCCCUUAUGGAAUGCCAGCCGAUCAACGACCUGCAACUCCCGAACCACCUCCAGACUUCAAUCUGACUGCUUUACCGUGGUUCGCCCCUCCAGAUGAAAUCAUUACUAUUCCUAGCACAAGCACAACUGAAAAAAAUAGUGUACUUCCACCAACUAUGUUAAACACAACUCUUUCCUUACAACAGAACGCUACUAUAAACCAAACACAACUGAACUUGACGGAUGCCAAUUUUUCCAAUUCGACAAAUCCAGAAAAUAUUGUUGAUCUUACUCCUAAAAGUGCUACUACUAUCCAAACUGAACUGAAUUCAACGGAAGCCAAUUCUUUCAAUUUGACAAGUCCUGAAAAUCUUGUUGAACUUACUUCAAAAACAAAAAGGGCGGGAGUAGUAAACAAAUUACGGAGUGCAAUUUUCGGAUAAUACAACUUUUUUCUACAUUCAAA
This is a messenger RNA of Daphnia pulex (common water flea), 1703 nucleotides long. Its product is annotated as glycoprotein-N-acetylgalactosamine 3-beta-galactosyltransferase 1-like. Gene Ontology annotation, molecular function: N-acetylgalactosaminide beta-1,3-galactosyltransferase activity. Bases 352 to 1680 code for a protein of 442 amino acids. Lineage: Eukaryota; Metazoa; Arthropoda; Branchiopoda; Diplostraca; Daphniidae. Gene Ontology annotation, cellular component: membrane. The transcript is spliced from 10 exons. The record is from RefSeq and is a predicted model, not a curated record.